This is a messenger RNA of Candidozyma auris, 411 nucleotides long. Its product is annotated as guanine nucleotide exchange factor DSS4. Gene Ontology annotation, cellular component: cytosol; membrane. The transcript has a single exon. Gene Ontology annotation, molecular function: guanyl-nucleotide exchange factor activity; zinc ion binding. The record is from RefSeq and is a predicted model, not a curated record. Lineage: Eukaryota; Fungi; Ascomycota; Pichiomycetes; Serinales; Metschnikowiaceae. The coding region runs from base 1 to 411 and encodes 136 amino acids. Gene Ontology annotation, biological process: small GTPase-mediated signal transduction; post-Golgi vesicle-mediated transport.
AUGUCACUCAUUGGCUUCUCGGAAAUACAGAGCAAACAGUAUCCUAGAAGCAUCAUUCGCUGUCCUUUUGACAAUUGCAAAACGAGAAUCAUACUUUUGAAUGAAACUUUAGCUCAAAGAAGAAGGGAAAUCGCCAACGCUCCAGCUAUGGCGCAAGAGUCCAGAAAUUUCUUUGAGCUUGAUGAUGUUUGGGACUUCGACAACAUCGGCGUUUCGAAAGCCGCCCCACAGCUACAGUCCAGCCUGAAGGUUGGUGAGAUAGAGAAAGUUGAGCGUCUUCUCAUCUGUAGUGAGUGUGAUAAGGGUCCCUUGGGAUUUGCUGGGUUCCGAAACCCAGAAGAAACAGACGUCAAAAAGCUCUGCUACUACCUCUCAUGUGAAAGCGUUGCUUACGAGGAAAUCAGGACGUAG